AUGGAAGGUGCCGUGGUGGAGGCUGACACCAGUCUAGGAAAGCCAUUUGUGUUCAAAUGUUCCCCUGUGGCUGGAAACCGUGUUUAUUACUUCUGUGCUACAUCAAACCAAGAAAUGCGAAGGUGGUUGGAAGUUUUGGAACGAGCGGUUCACCCUAUUACGCAGAUUUUUUUGUUGCAGAAUCACGUGUGGGUUGACGUUACACGCCACAACUCAAACCUCCCUCCUCUGGCUGUGAAGCACCCCGAGUGCCUCGGCCUUCUAAACUUACUGGACAGAAACAAGGACUCAUGGGUGCAACACUACUGUAUCCUAAAGGACGGGUGCCUUUACUUCUACGCUAGCAUACGUUCAACGUUUGCAGUUGGUGGGAUUUACCUGCAUGGCUAUACAGUGAGGGAACAACAUUUAGGAUUCAAGAGGUCCACUAUUGAGCUCAAACCCCCGUCAGAAGAGUUUAAAGUGUUUUACCUCUGUGCAGAAAAUGUCAAUGAAAACAAAAGGUGGAUCGGAGCGAUAAAGACAUCUAUAGGAAAAUGGCUGCCUUGGCAUCAGGCACUUCAAGACUACAUGAGUCGACCUCCUGAGGAAACCAAAAUGUAACUGUGGCUCGUGGUCCGGAUGUGGACGAUGUUCCAGCUAUUUGUUCCUUUUAGCAAAUGGUCUCUCUCUCUCUCUCUCUCUCUCUCUCUCUCUCUCUCUCUCUCUCUCUCUCUCUCUCUCUCUCUCUCACACACACACACACACACACACACACACACACACACACACAC
Tachysurus fulvidraco (yellow catfish) is the source of this 773-nucleotide messenger RNA. RefSeq names its product PDZ and pleckstrin homology domains 1 (gene pdzph1). Lineage: Eukaryota; Metazoa; Chordata; Actinopteri; Siluriformes; Bagridae. The coding region runs from base 1 to 603 and encodes 200 amino acids. The transcript has 5 exons. The record is from RefSeq and is a predicted model, not a curated record.